AUGUACACGGCUAGCCUUCUUCGCUGGCUGGCUCUUGCGGUGCUCGCUAUGGUGCCGCUUGUUAGCGCUCUUGGCCUGGUCCCGUACCCCGACCAGGACCCCUUCUACUACCCUCCCGAUGGUUGGCAGAACAAGGCUCCUGGUGACAUCUUGCGCUCGCGUAAGAUUCAGGCUGCCUCGGUUGGUAUUCUGAAGUUCAACAUCGAUGCCUGGCAACUGCUCUACCGCACGAACACUAUCAACCGGAGCACGCCCUCUUACACGGUGACUACUGUCCUGGUGCCGCAAAACGCCGACCACAGUCGUGUUCUUACCAUGUCGUCUCCUCAGAACUCCAACUACAUCCGCUGCGCCCCCAGUUACGCUUUCCGUCACUCCGGUGUGCUCGAGAUUGCUAACUUCGAGCCCCGUUGGGAGCAGAUGAUUUACACUGUCUUCCUUGAAGAAGGCUGGAUUGUCAAUGCUCCUGACCACGAGGGUCCUGGCUCGCUCUUCUCUGCUGGUCGCGCCGGUGGUCACGCCGUCCUUGACUCGAUGCGUGCCGUUACGCGCUACGGUCCUCUGAAUGUUCCCAAGAAUGCUAAGUUCAUUGGUCACGGUUACUCGGGUGGUUCGAUUCCGAACGGCUGGGCCGCUGGUCUUCACAAGGUUUAUGCCGGCGAGCUGAACGUUGCGGGCUGGACGCUUGGUGGUGUUGCCUCGGACCCUCGUAUGACCUUCCAAUACUUGGAUGGUACGCCCACUUCUGCACUGGUUCUGGGUGGUGCCGUUGGUCUCAUGGAUGCCUACAAGGACCAGCUGUAUGACCUGUUCAUGAACGAUGUGUUCACCGACGAGGGCAAGGACGCUAUUAAUGUGAUCCGUCACGUCUGUGUGUACGAGGCUGUGAUUCGCUUCUUCGGCACGCAGUUCCAGAGCCCCAAGUACGUUAAGGGCGGUCGCAACAUUACCGACAUUCCCCAGGCUGUGAAGGUUAUGACGGAGAACACUAUGGGCCAGUACCCCAAGUACACUCCUAUUGCUCCUGUGUUCAUGUUCCAGGCUACUCACGACGAGGAGAUUGUCUGGUACCAAGCGAACACCACUGCCGUCAACUGGUGCCGCUACGGUGCGAACAUUCGUUUCCUGUCGUACACUUCGGCUGAGCUGAACCAUGUGAUGACGUACCUGUCGAACGUUCCCUACCUUCUGUUCUUUAUGCGUGACCGCUUCGAUGGCAAGCCUUACUACAACGGUGGCUGCCAGUUUGAUGCCGAGCCGAACAACCCUUCGUGGGAUGCGAACAUUCUUGGCGAGCGCUUCCGUGAGGCUCUUCUGGCCAUCGAGGACCUUCUUGGUAAGGAAAUUGGUCCCAAGGACAAGAUUCUGCGCCAGAAGCUCAAGGACGGCAAGAACCCCAACAAGGACGGUCUGACGAAGCUGAAUGGUAUGCAGCGCACGACGGUCACUCCUGGUGAGGGUGGUGACAAGUCGAAGGAGUCGAAGAAGGCUUCGUCUAAGUUUGCUCAGCUUAAGAAGGAGGGCAAGGCUCAGAACUCUACCCACAGUGGUAACUAA
Molecule: messenger RNA, 1557 nt
Organism: Malassezia sympodialis ATCC 42132
Lineage: Eukaryota; Fungi; Basidiomycota; Malasseziomycetes; Malasseziales; Malasseziaceae
Biological process (GO): lipid catabolic process
Molecular function (GO): triacylglycerol lipase activity
Source: RefSeq, a predicted model, not a curated record